Messenger RNA from Mauremys reevesii (Reeves's turtle), 6667 nucleotides. It is a transcript of the gene SNRK, whose product is annotated as SNF related kinase. Bases 1675 to 3972 code for a protein of 765 amino acids. Gene Ontology annotation, biological process: intracellular signal transduction; protein phosphorylation; microtubule cytoskeleton organization. NCBI's taxonomy places the organism in Eukaryota, Metazoa, Chordata, Testudines, Geoemydidae. The record is from RefSeq and is a predicted model, not a curated record. Gene Ontology annotation, molecular function: ATP binding; protein serine/threonine kinase activity; tau-protein kinase activity. The transcript has 7 exons. Gene Ontology annotation, cellular component: cytoplasm.
ACACCCAGAAGCCACCCCACUAACUACAUUCAUUGAUGAAAUGUGUCUUUUUAAAUCUAUUUUAGUGAUUUCAGUUAUUCAUGAAGUCCUAGGGUAACUAUGGUAAAAUCCAUGGUAUCUUGAACAUUGUGUGCAAUUCUGAUUGUUCCAUCUCAAAAAGAUGUAUUAGAAUUGGAAAAUGUUGCCCUUCUCUUGUACAAAAAUUAUUAUGGGUAUGGAACAGUUUCUGUAUGAGGAAAGAUAAAAAAGGCUGGGACUGUUCAGCUUAGAAAAGAGAUGACUAAGGCCAUGUAUACAAUUACAAGCACAGCUGUAAGAUCACUCAUGCAGUUGUGUUAUGACUACAGUCGACAUAAUAAAACCAGCUCAACAAGCAGCCUAGCUGUGUCUGCAGAAGAGUGUCUUCUGCUUGAUGUAGCACUGUGCACAAGAGCACUUAUGCCGGCAAAACUUAUGAGGCUCAGGGGGUUGUUUUUUUCACACUACUGAGUGACAAAAGUUUUGCUGACAUAAGUGCUAGUGUAGACGUUGUCUAAGGGGAGAGGAUAUGAUAGAGGUCUAUAAAAUCAUGAAUGGUGUGGAGGAAGUAAAUAAGGAAGUGUUGUUUAUCCCUUCACAUAAAGGGAAAAAUUCUGUAGUGACCUGAGGGAUGCUGGAGACAAACUUGACUUAUCUCCAACUAGAUUUUUUUUACUGGUACAUAUGAUAACUAGAGCAUUUGUGGAAGGGCACUUUCUGCACACACAAAGGUUACCGAAGGGAGAAAGGUUUAAAUUGGAGUAUAAAAAUGUUUGCUCAUUACUGGACAAUUUUACAUCCGUCCUCCCACUCUGUGCAUCCUGUUAAAACUCAAGUGACUUCCUCAGUGGUACCAGAGCAGUUUCUGAAACAAUGGAGUGUGAUCUAAGACUUGUAGCCAUCUGCUAGUGUGGAUAAAUUGCAUCCAAAUGAUGUGAGUAGAGAUCUGUUUAUGCCCUCCCUCUGUGGUGUACCUGCUACUUAGUUGUAUAGAUUGCUACAUUUUUGUUUUUGAACAUUUUUAUGGGAAGUGCUUUUAGACUUUUUUUCUGUGUAGGGGGAGGAAGAAAAUAAGAGUCUUAGUAAAGUGGAAUUUAAAGAUGUGUGUUGAGACUGAUUUAUAGAUUAUAAAAGGGUUAAGCGCAUCUUGCAAGAAAUGUGCCACCAAGGAAUUGAUUACUACUGAAAUAUUGUUGAAAUCAGCUGAAUUUUUGUUUUACGUAAUGUGCUCCAAUUCUCAGCUACUGGGACUGAGGAGUCAAUUGAUUGUAGUGAGUAGCAAUGAGUGUUAGUUCUUGUAGGACUUGAAACAGAUCAAACAUUAAAAUACUGUGCAGUAACAUAUGAGUCCUCAGAGCUGCCAACAAAGCCAAAGAAGACCAGAUUUGACAUUUCAGAUGUAUUUAAGGAGCGAGGGAAAGAAGAAUGCAAAACUGGCAUCAGUACCUGAUAUGGAAACAUCAUUAGACAUUUGGAAAGGAUGAAGAAAGUCUGAGACUUCAUCAACAAAGAACAAACCCAGAUGAUAUCUCUGAAAGGGGCACUGUCAAGAUAUGUUUGGCAGUGAAAAUGGAUUACUUAUUUGGAACAAAUAUUCUUAUAUGAGAAGAUCCCAAUUCCAAACAGUUUAAACAUUAUUCCUUCUUCAGGAACAGUAUGGCAGGCUUCAAACGAGGGUACGAUGGAAAAAUUGCUGGAUUGUAUGAUUUGGAUAAAACCUUGGGCAGAGGCCACUUUGCUGUGGUCAAACUUGCCCGGCAUGUCUUUACAGGUGAAAAAGUAGCAGUGAAAGUAAUUGACAAGACCAAACUGGACACUCUGGCCACUGGGCAUCUUUUCCAAGAAGUUAGAUGCAUGAAACUAGUGCAGCAUCCUAAUAUUGUUCGUCUGUAUGAAGUGAUUGACACCCAGACCAAACUUUACCUUAUCUUGGAGCUUGGUGAUGGAGGAGAUAUGUUUGAUUACAUCAUGAAACAUGAAGAGGGACUUAAUGAGGACCUGGCUAAGAAAUACUUUGCUCAGAUAGUUCAUGCUAUAUCUUAUUGCCAUAAACUACAUGUAGUUCACAGAGACUUGAAACCAGAAAAUGUUGUCUUCUUUGAAAAACAAGGACUUGUGAAAUUGACUGACUUUGGCUUCAGCAACAAAUUUCAGCCUGGAAAGAAGCUCACUACCAGUUGCGGAUCUCUAGCAUAUUCUGCUCCUGAAAUUCUACUUGGGGAUGAGUAUGAUGCACCAGCAGUGGAUAUAUGGAGUCUGGGUGUUAUCCUAUUCAUGUUGGUAUGUGGACAACCACCAUUCCAAGAAGCAAAUGACAGUGAAACACUGACUAUGAUCAUGGACUGCAAAUACACAGUGCCAUCGCAUGUGUCCAAAGAAUGUAAAGAUUUAAUUACACGGAUGUUGCAGAGAGACCCAAAGCGAAGAGCGUCUUUGGAAGAGAUUGAAAAUCAUCCAUGGCUCCAAGGGGUUGACCCAUCACCUGCAACAAAGUACAAUAUUCCUCUGGUUUCAUACAAAAACCUUUCUGAGGAAGAGCACAACAGUAUAAUACAACGUAUGGUCCUUGGUGAUAUAGCAGAUCGAGAUACAAUAGUAGAGGCCUUGGAAACUAACAAAUAUAAUCACAUCACUGCCACUUACUUCUUACUAGCUGAGAGGAUUCUGAGAGAGAAACAGGAGAAAGAAAUUCAAACCAGAUCUGCAAGCCCUAGCAACAUCAAAGCUCAGUUCAGGCAAUCAUGGCCAACAAAAAUCGAUGUACCCCAGGACCUGGAGGAUGACCUUACAGCUUCUCCUCUCUCCCAUGCAACUGUUCCUCAGUCUCCAGCUCGCACUGCUGAAAAUGUUCUUAAUGGUCACAGAAGUAAGGCACUUGGCGAUUCAGCAAAGAAAGAGGAUAUCCCUGAAUUAGCUGGGCCAGCACUUUCAGUGGUUCCUUCAGUGAGCUUAAAACCCACUACUAGUGGGCGGAAGUGCUUGUUUAGAGUAGAAGAAGAUGAAGAGGAAGAUGAAGAAGAUAAGAAACCCAUUUCUCUUUCAACUCAAGUUGUUUUGCGCCGCAAGCCUUCAGUUACAAAUCGUCUCACUUCCAGGAAGAGUGCACCAGUCCUCAAUCAAAUCUUUGAGGAAGGGGAGUCAGAUGAUGAGUUUGACAUGGAUGAGAACUUACCCCCAAAGCUUAGCAGGUUAAAAAUGAAUAUUGCUUCACCUAGCACAGUGCAUAAGCGCUACCACAGAAGGAAAAGCCAGGGUCGGGGGUCUAGCUGCAGUAGCUCAGAAACUAGUGAUGAUGACUCAGAAAGUAGGAGACGGCUAGAUAAAGAUAGUGGGUUUACAUACUCCUGGCAUAGACGGGAUAGUAGUGAAGGGCCACCUGGAAACCAAGGAGAUGGUGGUGGACAGAGCAAACCAAGCAAUGGAAAUGGAGGCGUAGACAAAACAAGCCCUAGUGAUAACAACAAAAGUGGGGGAAGUCCCUCCACGGGCUCUGGUGGUAGCACUAAUAACACUUCAGGUUCUACUCGUAGAUGUGCUGGAUCUGGAAACUCAAUGCAGUUAUCUUCUAGAAGUGCAGGGGACCUUGUUGAAAGCCUAAAAUUGAUGAGCCUGUGCUUAGGUUCCCAGAUUCAUGGCAGCACUAAAUACAUUAUUGAUCCUCAAAACAAUCUGUCAUUUUCCAGUGUGAAAGUGCAAGAGAAAUCAAUGUGGAAAAUGUGCAUAAGUUCUAGUGGGAGUGCAAACCCAGCUUCAUCUUUGGGCAGCAUAAAAUUCUUUUCUGACCAAAUGUCAGACACAGCAAAUGAGUUGGAACGGAUAAAGAGUAAGAACUUGAAAAAUAACGUGCUACAACUACCUCUCUGCGAAAAGACUAUAUCUGUGAAUAUUCAGCGGAACCCCAAGGAGGGACUGCUGUGUACCUCCAGUCAAACUAGUUGUUGUCAUGUCAUUUGACAAUGACCUGACUUAAUAGCUCAAUCUACUUGACAACACCAUUCUUCCUGUUCAGAACUGUGAACACCUUAUUUCAAUGAACCCCAUUUUUUGUCUUAAUAUUUUAAAGUGGGCUUUAUGAGCAGUUAUUUAUUACAUUUUAAUUUUGUGUUUGCUUGAUGGUAUGACAAUGCAUGGUCUUUGUGCAUGCUGCUAGCCAAUACAUCUUUCUUUCCCAACAUAAUAGACUAUUUUAUUGUGUAAUUUUUACAUGUAUAAUUUUACUAUGGAAGAUCUGGAUUAAAUUAAAAUGUAUAUCUGGAUCCUAGUGUAAAUGUAGCACUUGGAAAUUUCAUAUUCUGCACUUAAACUAGAGAGAGAGAAGCUUUUGUUUGCUUGUGAAAUGUUAAUUCUUGUGCUGACCUUCUGUGAUAUCUAAAAUAUGUGAUAUGUGGCAUACUUCUGUGUGUCUGAAACAGAACCAAAGCAAUAAUGUUUUGAUGCUGAAAACUCCUCAGGGAGCUUUCACAUGUUCCAAGGCUUGUACAAAGCAAAGAUGCACUGAAAAUUAGUGAUCUUAAACUAUGAUUUUAAACCCACACCUAUUUGUCUUAAGCUAUAUGGUUAAAGUUGUGGCUCAAAAUCAAACUGAAAAGAUCUUGUUUUUCUAUAGGCAAGAUUUUUUUACAAAGCAACUAGAUUUGUAAGGCAGCUUUUUCCCAUAAAAUAUGUUGAUAUUACAAGCAGACAAUCUUCUUUUUUAAUAUAACAAAGGUAAAUUAUAAAGUCUACUUCUGAGUUUUUACAUUCUAACUGAAAAUAAAUAGUUUGUAUACAUUAUCUCCGUUAUUAGUAGUCGAUCAUGACAAUUACCUUAAAUAUUUUAGCAUUUCUUAUUCUAAGUAUGACUCUUAGAUCUCAAAAUGCAAUAAAGAAUGGAAAAUGUUUAAAUAAUUGGAUGCAGAUUUAAAUUAAUCAGUAUUAUUGUCUGAUAUAAAUUUUCCUCAUCAUUAGACUUUUUGGCCUUUGUCAGGACUUAAUAUGUUGUGUUGUCUCCUGUAUUUACUAUGUUCUGUUAAUUUCCCUCAAUAAUCUUGUUUUCUAUUAAAAUCAAGUCCAAUAUUUAAAAAAACUAAAAAUUGGCACAUAAGAAAAUAUCCUUCUGCAUUCUUUAAAGCUAUUAGCUUUUCCAUUUUGUGUCCCCAUUGCCACUGAAACAAUGGCAAAUUCGUGCUUUAGAAUAUUUCUGUACAAAAGAUUACUUUUGACCAGAUGAAUUAACUUUUGUGGAAUUUUAUUAUCUAGAAUAAAAUAUAUUGCAGAUUCCUAAUUUUGGGAAGGGCAAGAAUGUUUUAUUUUUUCAUGCUGUGCACUGGGUCUUCAAAGCAAUGCUAGUAAAAAUUGGUGGUAUUAUGUAGCAGCACCGCAGCCAGACAUUGAAUGUCUGAAAGGAGUUUACACUGUUUAGCAUAUUGUAACAUUUACAAAAUGGUCAAAUACAAUGCAUUUCAUGUACACUGUAGAGUGAGUAGAGCACCAAAGAACUGCAUUACAUUUGGUCAUCAUUUCUGUAGUUCACACUGGCUUUUCUUAAUUAGUAUGAUACAUUUUAUUAGGACAGUCUACAUCGCACAGGAUACUUUUACUGCCUAGCCUAGCUAGGGAUUAUAGAUUCUGCUCCCUAAACAAAACAAGUGAUAAACAUUUUACUUUAUGGAACUUUUCAGUUUAAGCUACAGUUGCAGUUCAGUGAGUGUGAUAUUUAUAAAUUGAAAGCUACAAGAAGAGAUGUGUGGGUGAAGCCAUAGAACACAUUUGCUUGAUAUUUUUGAACAGGGAUCUUAUAAAGGGCCAGAAAUAAGAUGUGUGGUUCACAGACAGUGAGCAUAACAUCUAUAUUAAAAGUAAGAGAAAAGUUUAUAAAGGGCAUUGGCAAUAAACUAUUGCAGCUUUUUUUUCCAAGUAUUGUAAAUACUUUCCUGAUAUUAUGUACAGCCUUGGAAUGGCACCUUUUAACUAACCCCAGGUGUAUUUUGUUUCCAAUGUUUUUAUAUACAGAUGUAUAUAUGGUGCUCACUUUAGAACAGCAGUGUUGACCAUUUAUGCUGCAUAGCUGUAUUAUAGCCUUAUUAGUUGUGUAUGGUUGGUUGAACUUCUGGGUGUACAAAAGUUAGUCUGAGUGUUGUCCUUUUAUCCAUUUGUUCAUAGGUGAAUGAUUGUGCAUGUGUUGUAUGUUAUAUUAUGUUGUCAUGUAAAAGGAAGGGCGAGAAUAACCACUACAUUAAAAUAAUAUUGGACCAAACUAUUUAGAGCAAGUAAACAGUUUCUUGUACCCCUUAACCUGUCUUUAAAAGUUGCAUAUAGUUAUGGUAGUGUAUAAAUUUAAAUAUUGUGGAAAAACAAUUAGUCUUGUAUUUUUCUCUGUGUGUAUAUAUAAAUGUACCUUUAGCAACUUUAUCUGUAUUUAAGAUGUGACAAUCUUGACACAGAAUUUUAAGAGUAGCAGUAAAAAUAAAAUAGAACAGAAUUAAUUAACUUCUCACCAAGAAAGAAUGUAUGUGUUAAGAGGGUACAGAAAUAUCAGCUGAUCUUGUCGGUUGCUUCCAGCAAUGUUUGGCUUUCUUCAUUGUAUAAACAUUCAUGGUGUGAGACAGAAAUGGAAAAUCCAGUUAAUAAAAAUGACAUCUUGAUUGGUGCAUAAACUUUGUUUUCCAUG